GAACUGACAUUCAUCCAGAAGUCAUGAUCUUCAACGUGAUCCGCGGGCCUCGCGCUGCCUUUGGGAGUUUAAUAGGGCAGUGGCGGAGAGGCGUGAUGAACGGAGGGAGCAGAAGACUGUGCAGCAAGCCUCAAGAAGGGGCAUCUACACCCCUUCAGACCACAGAACCGGCUCAACGGCUUGGGUUUAAAGUGCCAGGCUACCGCCCAAAAGAAUGGGAUAAGAAGAUGCUGAUGUGGUCCGGGCGAUUCAAAACCGCAGAGCAGAUUCCCGAGUUUGUGUCUUUUGAGAUGAUUGAUGCUGCCAGGAACAGAGUGCGUGUGAAGGCCUGCUAUGUCAUGAUGGCACUGACCAUACUGGCGUGCCUCGGUAUGGUUAUCUCUGGCAAACAGGCGGUAGGUCGGCAUGACAAUCUGACCGCUCGUAACAUGGAGAAGAAGGCUCGAUUGAGAGAGGAUGCACAGAAGGAGAAGGAGGCCGCUGCACUUGCAGAGAAAGCCCAGUGAUAUGCCUUCAUUCGAGCUCCCAAAGCCCAUCAUUCACCAUCCAGUUUUUCCAAAUAUCACAUGCCACACCCCAUGGGAACUCUAGUAGAGGUGGUACAGAUGUUCCUCCACGACUUCUUGAGUAGUGUAUAAAAUAAAGAUGAGAUGUCCUCUGUGUGAUUUUUGUAUAUAUUAAGCAAAAAAUAAAAUACUGGUCCACUGA
Messenger RNA from Rhinichthys klamathensis goyatoka, 708 nucleotides. It is a transcript of the gene fam162a, whose product is annotated as family with sequence similarity 162 member A. Gene Ontology annotation, biological process: positive regulation of release of cytochrome c from mitochondria; cellular response to hypoxia; neuron apoptotic process. Gene Ontology annotation, cellular component: mitochondrion. Bases 24 to 506 code for a protein of 160 amino acids. The transcript is spliced from 6 exons. NCBI's taxonomy places the organism in Eukaryota, Metazoa, Chordata, Actinopteri, Cypriniformes, Leuciscidae. The record is from RefSeq and is a predicted model, not a curated record.